Molecule: messenger RNA, 1116 nt
Organism: Macrosteles quadrilineatus (aster leafhopper)
Lineage: Eukaryota; Metazoa; Arthropoda; Insecta; Hemiptera; Cicadellidae
Exons: 2
Coding region: 396-1100 (234 amino acids)
Source: RefSeq, a predicted model, not a curated record
GUUCACAAUCAAUCACAAUCUUAUUAUAUUAAUUUAUAAUAUCAAUAUCAAUCACAAUCACUCAAUUCUCAUUCUCAUGUCAUUGUCAAUACCAUGGUAAAUUGUCUUUCAUUAACUACAAAAACCGUUUAACAUAACUAAAAUUACUACUCUUUAUCACUUUGGUAUUAUAAGUGUCGCUUUGUAAUGUAGGCUAUCCAAUUUUAAACUAAAAACCGUAAAUUAAGUUAAAAUAAGUAGGCAUAUAAAGAACAAAUUACACAAUGGUGUAUUAAUGGUAGGAAACUUGUGAAUCCUGAUAGUUUUUAAUAGUAGCCUAAGUUACUUAAUUUAUAUGCCCUAAAACCCACCUUUUGAAACUUGCUGAAACAAUAACUUCGUUGUUCAUUUUUAAGAUGAAAACGAAAACAAUAAACAAAGUGAAGAUUUCAUUUUCUACUGAUAGGCCUAGUCAAUCCCAACAAGACGAUUCAAUGUCAAUUAAUAGUGAAUCUUUAGACACUUACAAUUCUGAUAAAAUUGUUGGAUCCCGUAAAAGAAAAUCGCCUAAGCCUACUGCUCAGGAUGACAACGGUGAUUUUGAACACUUACAAUCCAAUAGGAAACGUAAACAUAAAAAAGGGGAUGGAAAUGAGAACAAAAGUGACUUUCAAUUAGCUAUGGACAAGGCAGUAGACUUCAAUGUUGAAAGUUCAAAGCAAGACAAUACGCCCAAAUCACUCGUAAAGCAAAAGAAAACAAAAAAGAAGAAAAAUAAAUCCCAGCCAGUUAGCGUACAACCCAACUCUUCUAUCUUGGAUUAUUUAACUAGAUGGAAGAACAAAAGAGGUAAUUGGAAAUUUGAGAAAGUGAAACAGACACGUUUGGUUACCAACAUGUUUGAAAAUGAAAAGUUGCCUGAUGCUCAUUUUGAUAUUUUCCUGGAAUAUAUGGAAGGAGGAAGUAAAAGUAUGAAGGAGUUAAUGUCAAAGAUGGCAAAUGAAGUUGUUGAAGAAAUGGAGAAGUGGGAAAGUUUAACUGAAACAGAAAAAGUGUCUACUCCCAAAGUUAAUGAAAUUAAGUACAACAGAGCCAGAACUGUAUUACAAAUGCUUCAAUAAAACUCCUGUUAAUGAA